UUCAUUUUUCCAUCUUUCUCCCGUUUCUCUGCUUUGCAAAUUUCACAUUUGCAACGGCUUGUGGUUUAUACGAAGUGAGCUUUUCAUAGCUCCCACACAUCGGCUGGAUAAUCGUUUGGCCGUUUGACAUUUGCCAGGCCGAAUCGCGUUUUUUUGACCUGCGUUGAACCUGUGACUAAUCAUCAUGAUACGGACGGGACACGAGGAGCUCGUGGAGGCAGCGGACUCUGCGCAGGCAUUUUGUGCAGCAACGGGACGGCCGGAUCGCGAAGUGCGCAUCUCGGAGUUGAGCAAAGACAACCUGGUCCUCAUCCGCGUCUCCGAGCGCGCCACGCAUGUGCUGAUGCGAGCGACCACCGUGACGAUUAUCGAACCGCUGUGGUGUCCGCUGCGUUUCGCGGAGAACGCCGUGGAAGCCUGCAAGAAGUUCCGCGCGGGCUACCCGCAGGAUCUGAAGGCGCACCUCGAGGGCGGGCGUCGCAAUCUGCACAGCGUGCAACUGAAUUUCCACUGUCCCUGCCCGGCCGAGUUCAACCAGGGCGCCCCGUGUGAUCUCGUUGAAUUCGACCCCUUCGGAACUGUAUUCAGCAACCACAUCCGCGACCAACAUCCCGCGUAUUAUGCCGCGAUGAGCGAGGCGCUGUGCCAUCGCUGGAAGAUGAUUACCGGCCAGAGACAUCGGGAGUUCAUCCGGGAUAAAAAGAACCGCAUCUUCCCGCAGUGGACCGGCGACGUGACGCGCCUCUGGCCCCGCCAAGUCAUCCCCGACAAAAUCGUCUUCCCCGCCGUCAUCAAAGGCAGUGCCGUGUACUACGUAUGCGGCGUCCCUCCGUGCGCGGGGCACGAGAGCGCGGGCCCGAUGGAUCUGCAUCUACAUCUGCUGGCGGCGCACCGGCGACUCUUCCGCAUGCCGACCAAAUUGUUCCACGGGUGCCCGGCGGAUGCACGGGACUGCAGCGUGGUGACCUGGGCCCCUGACCACCAGGUGGAGGUGCACGUCAAGGCGGUGCAUCCGCAGCUGCUGGGUCUGACCACUGACUACUUGGAGACGGCCAAACAGGAGCGAGCGCGGCUGGAGCGUCUGGCCGUGGAGACGGCCGAGUGCGUCGGUGAGUCGCUCAGCCGCGCCGUCGACACGGAGGACGCCGCCGAGAACGAGCCCUUCAUCUUCGACUACCACUGUCCCGUCCUGGGAUGCCGGGUGGAGCACCACCAGCGCGACUACAUUGUCUGGCACAUCGGCGCCGAUCACCGGGAUAAAUGGAAUAAUCCCGUCGCAACAGGCAGUCAAUCACUGAUCGUUGGUUAGUUUCUCGUCGGUGGGACGCAGCGUCUAAUUGCCGGGAGCCGGGAGGAUUCGUUUUGCAGCGGUCUGUCGCGUGGACGGGGGAAGUUUCUUAAAAUGGCGUCUUAACCUUUUAGAAAAACAAACGUGUUUUCCCUUUCGUGGAGACCGAUAAAAUUAAUUCGGUAAAUUCAGCACUUUUACUCGAUGGCUUACGUUACUACGUUAACCACUGGAACCGGAUUAGGCGUUUGCUUAACUGCACAUCUCACGACGAUGGAGUGCUACCGUGACCUUUUCCACGAAGCUAAUAUUGUAACGAGAGUAGUCGAAUGACCGCCUUGUUCACAGUGUUGUUGGUAUUCUGUACUGUUCACUGGUUGUUGUUCUCACCGCGUAACGGUGUGAUUCAUCCUUCUUUUCUCUACACUUUUGUCGGUUGAAUGUCUAACAGAAUGGA
Paramacrobiotus metropolitanus is the source of this 1745-nucleotide messenger RNA. RefSeq lists its product as uncharacterized. NCBI's taxonomy places the organism in Eukaryota, Metazoa, Tardigrada, Eutardigrada, Parachela, Macrobiotidae. The transcript has 8 exons. The record is from RefSeq and is a predicted model, not a curated record. Bases 185 to 1309 code for a protein of 374 amino acids.